GCGGUUUUCAGGGGGGAAUCGAGCGUUAAAUUGAUUAUUCACCAUCACAGACCCUCCUUCCUCCAUCCCUCCUCAGAGGCCAUUUUAUUCAGUGGUCACUCGGCACACUCGGCAGUUUGAACAUAAGGCACCAGAAAUAAUUGUAAAACAAGCAUCACAGGAUAUUUUCGGCACGCGGCAAAAGAAGAUCGCGAGUUUCCAGCAUGGACAUUUUCAAGAGCCACAGUGGAGGAAAAGAUAACCCGUUGAUGCAAUAUGUUAUCAAUCAUUCGAUGAGGGAACAUCCGGCCCUGAAAAAACUGCGUCUGAGAACCAUGGAGGAUCCACUGAACUUUAUCAUGGUUGCCUGUGAGCAGUCCCAGUUGAUGGCUAACCUUGCCAGACUUAUCAGAGCCAAAAAAGCUAUAGAGAUUGGAGUAUACACUGGAUACAAUACUCUGAGCAUAGCAUUGGUUUUGCCAGAGGACGGAAAGAUGGUGGCUUGUGACGUCAACGAGACAUUCACAAACAUCGGCAAACCUUUCUGGAAGGAGGCUGGAGCGGAAAAUAAAAUUGAUCUACGCAUACAACCUGCUCUGAAGACGUUAGAUGACCUCUUGGCUGCCGGGGAGGCCGAGACCUUUGACUUCAUCUUCAUCGACGCAGACAAAGCCAACUACAACAACUACUAUGAGAAGUCACUGUUGCUCCUGAGGAAGGGAGGCAUCAUCGCCAUUGACAACGUCCUGUGGAGCGGAAAGGUUGUCAACCCUGCAGAAGAUGAUGUAGACACCCAGGCCAUCGACAAGCUGAACAAGAAGCUGCAUCGAGAUGUGCGAAUCAACCUGAGCAUGCUUACUGUGGGAGAUGGACUGACACUUGCAUUCAAAUUGUAGCUUAUGCCUUUGUGUUUCCAUUAAGUAAUGACAAUCAGGUAACUGUCCUUAAUGGUAAGGGCUUAUAUUAGAAUUCCUUUAUUUCUUACCACAUCUUAUCAGGUCUCUGUUCCUUAACGUCGAUGUUAUAGCUCAACUGUUAAGAUUGUGGAUAAUGUAAUUGUUCCUUUGUGAGUACGAAAAUGACUGAGAGUAUUGUGAGUGUGUACAUAUAGUACAUCUGUUUAGUUCAUGGAAUACAAAUACCAAAGCCUGAAAAAGUGUCUACUUAUUGUACAUGGUUUGUUACUUGAAUGAGAUCAAUCUUUGAUGACAUGCACCGUUAACCAAGGUCUAUUGAAAAUGGUACUGUACCGCUAUAAUACAGGUUACAGUUAGUAGUUAAAACAUUCUUGAAACAAUAGUUGCUUCUGUUUAAAGACUUUAUUGCAAAGGUAGACAUACACACUGACUAGGUUUCUGAUCAAUUUCCCAAUCAAUUUUACACAACUAUGGGGGAUGUAGAGGAGGCACUCAGAUCUGUACCAUCACUCGAAUCACACGGAGAAAAAACAAUUUGGCAUCGUCUUGCAACUUCCAUGUUCAACUAAGAAGCAGUUUGAUCAAGAUAAUCGAGGUUAGGCCUGCAUUUGACCUCAGGGUGGGCAAGAAUAAACAUCUUAUAAAUACAGAUCAUCCAAUCAAAUGGUGUCUAGUUGGUAAGCAUUUUUAAGUAGGAGCAGCCAUGACAACAGGCAAAGCAUUUUACUAAUGAAAUGCUAAUACAUAUGCAAACGAUAAGGGAGA
Osmerus eperlanus (European smelt) is the source of this 1661-nucleotide messenger RNA. Its product is annotated as catechol O-methyltransferase domain-containing protein 1-like. Gene Ontology annotation, molecular function: O-methyltransferase activity; S-adenosylmethionine-dependent methyltransferase activity. The record is from RefSeq and is a predicted model, not a curated record. Lineage: Eukaryota; Metazoa; Chordata; Actinopteri; Osmeriformes; Osmeridae. Bases 204 to 875 code for a protein of 223 amino acids. The transcript is spliced from 7 exons.